Messenger RNA from Oryza sativa Japonica Group (Japanese rice), 2045 nucleotides. RefSeq names its product E3 ubiquitin-protein ligase ATL6. The record is from RefSeq and is a predicted model, not a curated record. NCBI's taxonomy places the organism in Eukaryota, Viridiplantae, Streptophyta, Magnoliopsida, Poales, Poaceae.
AAAUCUAAAUAAAUAGCUUCAUAUAAAAUUAAAUUAAGAAGAGUCUUCCCCUAUACGAAAAUAUGGGUAACAUAUUUCAUAAAAAAAAUAUGUUUUUAUUUAUUUAAGAAAGUAUUAUGAUUUUUUUUACCCGUAACAAAGCAAGAGCAUUUAGCUAGUAUUAUGGACGCCCUUAGUGCUCAGUCAAUCACCACACAGCCAUUUCUUUUUUAUUCAGGCCGGUCAAAAGGGGUUCAGGAGUUGGUAGCAUCACUAAUAUGCUCUGUUCGUUUGGGCAGGUUCCCAACUCCUCUUUCUUGUUUUCCGUGCGCACGCUUUUCAAACUGCUAAACGGUACGUUUUUUUGCAAAAAAAUUCUUUAAGAAAGUUGCUUAAAAAAAUCAUAUUAAUCUAUUUUUGAAAAAAAAUUAGCUAAUACUUAAUUAAUCACGUGCUAAUGGACCGCUCCGUUUUUCGUGCAUAGGAGUUUGGUUCCCAUCUCCCCCAAACGAACAGGGGCGUGAACAGUUGGGGCAUGUGGCAUCGUCUCAUCUUUCCGCGGAUCGCCAGCACAACACAGCCAUCGCGCCCCCAACCGCCGUCAGGCUGCUAACAUGUCAACAGCUAGCAACCUGGCACCACAAAGCAAAGCAUAUCAUCCGUCCGUCCGUCCGUCCAUCCACGGCUGAGGAGCGCACGAACCGACGAAGAAAAAGGGGGCAAAUCGCAAAUCCAUCCAUCACUUUGCCGCCGCCGCCGCCGUUUCCUCCUCCUCCCUUUCCGAGAGAGAUGGGGCGGCGCGCGCGCUGCCUCUGCCUCCUCCUCCUCCUCCUCCUCGUCGUAGGUGGCGGUUUCCACGUGGCCAACGCGCAGGCGUCGCCGGCGCCGCCACAGACGGGCACGAGGGCGGUCAACCGCGCCGUGUCCACCGUCAUCACCGUCGUCAUCGGCGUCUUCUUCGUCCUCGUCUUCGUAUGCGUCAUCGUCAACCAGUGCUGCGACUGCGACUCCUCCGCUGGCGCUGGGGCUGGGCAAGGGCAGUCGUCGGCUGCUCGGCGCCGCCGCGGGCUCGACCCGGCGGCGGUGGCGGCGAUCCCGGUCGUGCCGUACGCGGAGGUCAGGAAGCACAGGAGCGGCGGCGGCGGCGCGCUGGAGUGCGCCGUGUGCCUCACCGUGUUCGACGACGGGGACGACCUCCGCCUCCUCCCGCAGUGCUCCCACGCGUUCCACCCCGACUGCAUCGACCCCUGGCUCGAGGGCCACGUCACCUGCCCGCUGUGCCGCGCCAACCUCGAGAAGCAGCCAGCGCCGUCGCCGCCUGCCGUGGAGUUCUCCUCCUCGCCUGCUGCGGCCGCGGCGGCGGCGGAGGAGUCGCGUACGCCCGAGGCCGCGGCGGUGCGGGUUGAGGAGGUGGCGGAGGCGAGCGACGAAGAGGAGACGAGGAGGAGGGAGGAGGAGGCCGUGGAGCUGGAGAGUCUGCGCGCCGUGCGGCGGGCGGCGAGGAUGCCGAGGUCGAACUCGACGGGGCACUCGCUGUGCGCGCUGCCGGCGCCGCGCGCGCCGGGGCCGGGCGACGGCGGUGACCACGAGAGGUUCACGGUGCGGCUGCCGCCGCACGUCCGGGAGGAGGUGCUCAAGUCGAGGCGCCUCCGGCACGCCACGAGCCUCGUCCUCGGCAUCAGGGGAUCGAGCCGCGAGGGCAGCUCGAGGGGCGGCGGCGGGAGCUGGCACGGCGCGCGGCGGUGGCCGUCCUUCCUGGCAAGGACGGUGUCGUGGGCGCGCGGCGGCGUGGGAGCGGACACCAGCGCGAAGGAGACGCCAUGCCGUGAUGCGGUCUGAUCCGUGCAAAGCCGGCGAGAUUUUGUGAAAAAAAAUUUCUCUUUUUAUGUAGAGGAAUUAAUUUAAUUUGUUCGCGUGCGAAGGCUGAAAAACCUUGUACAUACACCAGGUUGUUUGCCAUUUGAAAUUAUUAUAAUUUUGCUUAUUAGUAGUAAUCGCGUGCACGUAAUGUACAAACCGUGGCAAAUAUAUUUGAAAUUUCGUUUGUUUUAUUGUUGGAUGUGUCA